GCAUAAUAACACUAACUUGUUGCUGUCAUCAACUGAGACUAUUUUUACGAAGCAAUACUGCGCCCUUUGCUGGCCUGUUGACAAAACUGCAAUACAGUCUUAUAGGCUAAUAAACAUGCUGACAAAGGUUCAACAAGUCGAAAGAAGGCUACAUUAGCAGUUCACGCAUGAAAGUAAGAACAUUUUUGUAACCUUUUUAACAUUCUCUCCGUCUUAUAUUUGUAAAAAAUUAUAAUGAUGACUGCAUAAAUUUAGUAACCUGCCCAAAAUGUUUCCACGUCUGUAACCCCGUACGCCAGAUGGCGCUGUUCUUUGACCUUUUUGCAAGCACGAAGUUCUGCCUCUCCACAAUGUUGUCACAUUUUCCAAUAUGGCGGCCGCCAUAGCAAGGAGAUGUACUUAUGCAUCGCGGCAUGGUUUAUGCAUCAUUUUCAAUAAAACAUCCGUAUGUGUUACAUUAAGAUCCAGCUUUAAUUCAUCUUCUAUUUUGCCAAGCGGACUUCUGUUAUCACUGAACAAACGCGGUAUUUUGAAAGAUGCUUUUCCAGACAACGCCGCCCAAGAUCAACUUCCUCGGUUACUCCAGUCUGGGAGCCAGAGCGUGUACUGUGGCUUCGACCCCACCGCGGACAGCCUUCAUGUGGGGAAUUUACUUGCCAUCAUCGGUCUUUUGCACUUUCGGGGCGCAGGUCACAAUGUCAUCGCGGUGGUCGGUGGCGCGACGGCGCAGAUCGGAGACCCGAGUGGUAAAACCAUGGAGAGGGAGAGGCUGUCCGCCGAGGUUGUUGCAGAGAACACUCGGGGAAUCAGAGACAGCUUACAAAGAAUAUUCACCAACCACGAACUCAUCUUCCACGAUAACUCCAAAAAGCUUGGCACUGUGACUGUAUUGAACAACAUGAGUUGGUAUAAAGACUGGAAUUUGGUUGCCUUCCUGUCAGAAGUGGGCAGGCAUUUCAGAAUGGGGACUCUGCUCAGCCGGCAUAGUGUCCAGUCAAGGCUAAAAAGCCCCGAGGGAAUGAGCUUGACGGAGUUUUCUUACCAGCUCUUCCAAGCAUUUGACUUCUACCACCUCAGUCAGCAUCAUGGCUGCAAGAUUCAGCUCGGGGGGACUGACCAACUGGGAAACUUGAUGUCUGGACACGAGUUCAUUCACAAGGUGUCGGGAGAGGAGGUGUUUGGUCUGACGGUUCCACUGGUCACCAGCUCUACGGGAGACAAGCUGGGGAAGACGGCAGGGAACGCGGUGUGGCUGAACAGGGAAAAGACCUCUCCGUAUGAGCUGUAUCAGUUCUUCCUCAGACAGCCCGACAGCAGCGUGGAACGGUACCUGAAGCUGUUCACCUUCCUGCCACUGGGGGAGGUGGAGAAGGUGAUGGAGCUGCAGAAAGGAGAUCCAGGCAGGAGGCCGGCUCACAGACGUCUGGCGGCUGAGGUCACCAAGCUGGUCCAUGGCAGGGAGGGUCUGGAGAGCGCCAAGAGGUGCACCAACGCGCUGUUCCACAGCAGCCUGGAGGCGCUGGGCCAGAUGAGCGAGGCGGAGUUACAGGAGCUGUUCCGCGAGGCUCCCUUCCACCAGCUGCUGCUGGAGCCGGGGACCACGGUGCUGGAAGCCUGCCACCAAGCAGGGGCCAUUUCCCCGGGCCCCCGAGGGUACCACAUGGUAUCAGAAGGGGGUGUAUGGAUGAACCACAGCCGGGCUGAUAAUCCAGAGCAGGUGCUGACCCCUGGCAUUCACAUCCUGGCCAACGGCCUGACCCUCAUCAGGGUGGGCAAGAAGAACUUCUACAUCAUCAAGUGGCUCAACUUGUGAAGACUCUGAGGUCUGAGGGACUGUCUGUAAACCAGCAGAGACACAGGAAGUGAGGGACAGGAAGUGAGGUUUGCUUGUCCUGUUGAUUGAGAUGCUGUCCACUCAAGUUUGUAUGAUCUGUACGCAAUAUGAUAAUGAAACAUUAAACAUGCAUCAGAACUGGAAUAUUCCAUGGAAGAGUUUUGUCUAGUGAGGCCUGCCUGUUGAUUUUCUCCCCAACACUAAUCUAGCACACCUGACUAAUAAUCAGCUAGUCGAUCAGGUAACAAGUGGUGAACAUUGAGGUCAACACCACUAGGUGUCGCUGUCUGCCUUCCCAUCGCAGGAAGGGGGCCCAGCCUCCUGAGGGCAAUGGGCCUGAACUGUUCAAUGACACUGCAGUAGCAACAUUAUUGUGGAGACUAAAAAUAUUAUUUUAUUUAUCAAAAACUAACGCUGGAAAUUCACCAUUUUAUUUGGAUGAGUCGUAAUAUUUUGAGAUUGACUAUGUUUGUAUUUACAUUUAGCAGACGACUUACAGUAACUACAGGGACACUCCCCCGAGGCAAGUAGGGUGAAGUGCCUUGCCCAAGGACACAACGUCAUUUGGCUCGACCGGGAAUCGAACUGGCGUGUUCAGACUACCAGCCCGAUUCUCUCACCGUUCAGCCACCUGACUCCCUAUUUCACUUGAGUUUAGAGACAAGAGUGGAAGGGCUUCACAGACUGGACCAGGAAAAUAGGGUUAAAAAUCCAAAGGCAGAUGCUUUGGUUACUUGGUCAUUAUUUGUAUCUAUUAUUACAUACAGUCGUCACGAAGGGAGAUGCUUUGCCAACUUGACUUUUCUUACAUCAAUUUCUGCCUUUUACUGUUAGCCUAGUUGACACAAGUGUAUAUUGUCCAAGACUUAUAGUGGAACUGAUCUUGUAAUUUAAAAAAAAACUGGUAUAAAUACUACUUCAAAUUCAAAAUAAUAGAAUAAAUAUUCAAACUACGUUUUUGAAUUUAUAAAGCUGAGUUUUGUAGCAAUAGAGCCGAUGGCCUCAGAGUCUGGUUGGGUGUAUUCUCAAUGUGUGGAGCUUUUAUGGUGCUUUUUAUGGUACCUUUUAUUCACUAAUACAUUAUUACACCUGCAGUGCAUUUUUAGAGUCAUAGUAGACCUACUGUAUUUAAAUGCUUAAAACACCCAUUAUAAUUAAUUAUGUAAUAAUGAAAUAUCAGAGAUAAGUCUUAAAAUUAAUUUAAAAAAUAUAAAGUAGAUGUAUUCAGAUCAUAUUUUAUAUGGAUGAGCUGAUACAUUUCGUGUGUCCGAUCAUCAUUGCUUUGCAGUUGACAUCAAGUUGCUAAAUUGCGUUCAUUGAGCUGUGAUGUUGCAACGUGUAUGAUCACCUUAAGACGAGUAGGCGGGUUCAAACUGUUUAACCAAUGAAAGCCCUCCUCUGUGUUAAAUAGCUUUCUGUGUCAAUCAUUUUUACCCCAGCCUGCCUGCCCUCAAUCGCCAUAUUGGGUACUGAAAAGGUUUGUCUGUUAUUUCUUCUCUUACUACGAGAGUCGAAAUUGACAGGAGUGGGUUCAGUUACGGCACUUUGUUUAGAUGAUCUGUGGAGACUACUUUUGCUCUCAUUGCCAUAUUGGCAGUAACUUUUCCUGCCCAGACCUAUGCAUGGCAUGCG
This is a messenger RNA of Hypomesus transpacificus, 3466 nucleotides long. It is a transcript of the gene yars2, whose product is annotated as tyrosyl-tRNA synthetase 2, mitochondrial. Gene Ontology annotation, cellular component: cytosol; mitochondrion. Bases 371 to 1813 code for a protein of 480 amino acids. Lineage: Eukaryota; Metazoa; Chordata; Actinopteri; Osmeriformes; Osmeridae. Gene Ontology annotation, molecular function: ATP binding; RNA binding; tyrosine-tRNA ligase activity. The transcript has 5 exons. The record is from RefSeq and is a predicted model, not a curated record. Gene Ontology annotation, biological process: tyrosyl-tRNA aminoacylation.